AGUUAAAAAGGCGUGUUACAGUCUAAUCGUUCCGUCGAGGGAAUGGAGAAAAAGCGAAUAGAGAAUUUGUGGAGGGCCCUUAUUUUUUAAUGUUUGAGCAAUUUAAGAGGCGUUCGUGUUUUGUUCUGGUAAAGAGUUCAAUGCAGGGAUCAGAGUUGGAGUUAAAUUGUAACCGAGAGGGGAUCGGAUUUGAGUAGAAACUUCCAUCUGGGAAGCUCACUGGGGAUAUUUUAAGAGGUCAAGACCCAGCCACAUCUACUGGGGAUUUGGGGUCUGUUUUAGUCCUCGCUGAUACUUCUAUUCUGUUGAUGGAAGAUGUGGCAGUAAACGGAGUGGGGAGAUGUGCAGGAAUGAGGAUCAGCUGGAAAAUGUCAACUGAAUGUGUUUUUGAACCCUCCCAGCCCGCGGUCUUGAAAUCAUGAACGCAGCGACCUGACUUGUCACCUUGGUGUCCACAGCUAUGGGAUUGCUGAGGACUAUCUCGAGAGUAUUUUCACUGAACCCUCUGAAAAAGUUACAGCCUCGGAAAAGAUGUUUAUCUACAGUUGGUACACGGGUACCAAACUCGUGUUUCCACCCAACACUGCCUCUGAGAAGCAGCAACGUUUCUAAUAAUCUAGGGAAAAAUCAAUGUCCUGGUAAUUUAUCUUGCCAUGACUUUCGCUGUUUUGCCACAAGUAAAUGCCGCCCAAAAAGCCGAAAAAGUGCCAACAGCAGAAAGCCCUCAAGGAGUGGGAAGCAAAGCGGGGAGGACGAUGAGGUGAUGACAGAAGACGAACGUGAAUUAGAAGAUUCUGAAUUUGAAGAACUAUUUCAAGAACAAAUACCUCCCCUUCCUGAAGGAGGUCACAGAGUAUUUAUUGUUCAUCCAGAUGUAAAGUGGGGAGGAAAGAAACAACACCUUACAACAGGUGAACUUCAGAUGGCUGAAGCAGUUGCUCUUGUGGACACUCUGCCCAACUGGCAUGUUGUUGAUAAGGUUAUUCUUUCUACAAAAAGUCCAGACAGCAAAUUCAUUUUUGGCAAAGGCAAUUUUCAGACUCUUACAGAAAAAAUAAAAGGGCUUCCACAGGUUACUGCAGUGUUUAUGAAUGUUGAACGACUGUCUGCAUUAUCAGAGAAAGAAUUGGAAUCUGCCUGGGGAGUUAAAGUUUUUGACAGGUAUUCCAUCGUCCUUCAUAUCUUCCGUUGCAAUGCUCGGACCAAAGAGGCCAAACUGCAGAUAGCUCUGGCUGAGAUCCCAUACUUGAGGUCCCAGCUGAAAAAUGAAGUGGCUAACUUAGACCAACAAGGUGGUGGUUCCAGGUACAUUAUGGGAUCAGGUGAGACCUUCAUGGAGGUUCAGCAACGCCUCCUCAAGGAGAGGGAACUGAAGAUUAGAGCGGUGUUGGAAAAGCUAAAGAAGAAGCGACAGUUGCUGAGGACCCAGCGUAAACGCAAAGAGUUCCCGGUUAUUUCUGUCAUGGGCUACACAAACUGCGGCAAAACAACUCUGAUUAAAACUCUGACUGGAGACUCAGGCCUUCACCCAAGAGAUCAGUUGUUUGCUACCCUUGAUGUUACCACCCAUGCUGGUUUGAUGCCAAGUCAUAUGAUGGUCCUUUACAUUGAUACAAUUGGAUUUCUUUCUCAGCUCCCUCACAACUUAAUCGAAUCCUUCUCAGCAACUCUAGAGGAUGUGGUAUAUUCAGAUGUAAUAGUUCAUGUCAGAGACAUCAGUCACCCUGAAACCAACAAUCAGAAAGUGAACGUACUGAAUGUUCUCAGGAACCUCCAGCUGUCAAACCAACUCUUGGAUUCCAUUAUUGAAGUGCACAAUAAAAUUGAUCUCGUAGAGGGAUAUGAACCGACAGAUCCAAACACUGUCGCAGUUUCAGCGCUUCAUGGACUCGGCAUGGACGAAUUGACAAAGAAAAUCGAGGAGGCAGUUUUGCGAGCAACAGGAAAACUGAUUCUCACUAUUCAAGUAAAUUUGGCUGGGCCUCAGCUGAGCUGGUUGUAUAAGGAAGCCACUGUGCAGGGAGUAGAUGUUUUGCCAGAAGAUGGUUUAGCCAAUGUGAGGGUGAUCAUCAGCAGCUCCUCUUACGGGAAAUAUAGGAAGCUGUUCCAACCUUGAAGGAGAAAGGAUGACUUUCCAAUGUUGAAGAUUUUAUCUUUUUUUUUCCCCAAGGAAAAAAUUUAUACAUGAAUAGCAACUAUUUUCCUCUCCGAGAAGCAGCGCCAAAAUGGUUCACUGGUAAUGAGUUGCUUUGAAAUGCAGCAAUCAUUGUUUUAUAGGCAAGUGUGGGCAGUUUGCGCACAAGCAAUGGCCCACUAACAGCAAUGAGAUGAACAACCAGCCAGUUCUUUUGGUUGUUUCCCUUUCAGGAAGACCUUUAACCAGGAUGCUGGAAGAAUUCCCAACUUUUUCAGUUGAAUCUUUAAUCCACGCACAGGCAGACAGAAACUCAGUUUGUCUCAGCCCGAGGGCGAAGUUCUUUAUAUAAAGAAUAAGAAUGCAGUGAGACUAGAGUCAGUAAAGAAAGCAUGAUGAUGUUCCACAAUAAGUGCUGGGUGGGAUCUUCCAGCCCCACCAAAAGUCAGUGGACUUUUGGCUGGGCCACCAAAUCUCUCACGGCAGGUCCCGCCCCAACGGGGCCGGAAAAUUCCAGCCACUGAAACCAAAAUGUGUUUAAAGUUUAAAUGAAGUUUAAAAAGUUUACUAUUAGAAUGAUUCUCUUAUGACAAUGGGAAUGUUGCAAUCGGCUGGGUUGACCUGCCCCUGAUCACCACCCAGUGAUACCUGCUGAAAAAUGGCAUGUACGCAAGUAACGUGAGUAACAUGGUACCGGCCUCUGCUGUGAUGUUCUUACAGUCGAUUAACAAUAGGCUAUACUGAUAUGUGAAGAACCAUGGUAUGACUGGAGCUGCUGGUGAUCAUACAAACACAAGAUUAAAAAUAAGAACUUCAUUUAUUGCCUUGAGUGAAAGUUGGAGAGGGAGGAUCGUGACUGUACAGCUAAUAAAUAAAGUUCCACACAUUCUCCCAUGCAAA
This is a messenger RNA of Carcharodon carcharias (great white shark), 3034 nucleotides long. RefSeq names its product GTP binding protein 6 (putative) (gene gtpbp6). The coding region runs from base 461 to 2116 and encodes 551 amino acids. Gene Ontology annotation, molecular function: ribosome binding; GTP binding. Gene Ontology annotation, cellular component: cytoplasm. The record is from RefSeq and is a predicted model, not a curated record. Lineage: Eukaryota; Metazoa; Chordata; Chondrichthyes; Lamniformes; Lamnidae. The transcript is spliced from 10 exons.